AUGGAACGUGAUGUUUUAGCUGUUCAUAAUGGUGAAAAUUGUCCCCAAAGAAUUGUGACGUGCGAGUACUGCGAGUUCCCAUUGCCUGCAAUUGAUCUUUUUGAGCAUCAGGAAGUAUGUGGGAACCGGACAGAAUAUUGUCAUCUGUGCAGAAGAUAUAUUAGAUUGCGUGAAAGAAAUGGCCAUGAAAGCAGAUGCAAUGGUGUCCAAGUUGAUAAUGAAGAAUCUUCGAGGGAUGUGGCAGCUGAAAGAGAGAAUGGUGCUCGAAGACGGGAGCCACCUGGUUAUUCACCGAGGCGCCUUCUAUUCACCAUUGCGAUAACAGGCAUUGCUGUUCUAAUAGGUUCACUUCUUUUCCAGAAGAAAACUCAGAACAAUCAAGUGCAUUAGAUGUGAUGGUGAACGCAAUGGAGGUGCCCCUAUGUGCUCUACCCUCGGGCAUAGCCAUUUACCUGAUUUGUUACCAUGUUAGAAAGGAUAUAUUUAUGUGUAUUGCACUUUUUUGAGAUUGAGUUAAUACCAAGACAAGUUAUGCAUCCCAUUCACUGGAUGGGAUGACGUUCACCACCCAAUUUCAGUAAAUACCUGAAACUGAUGACAAAUACAAAUUUGUGCUUUUACUAUGGGAUUGUUUUUUCAUGAUAGUGCUGCCCGGG
Messenger RNA from Ilex paraguariensis (yerba mate), 656 nucleotides. The record is from the annotation of a GenBank genome assembly. Lineage: Eukaryota; Viridiplantae; Streptophyta; Magnoliopsida; Aquifoliales; Aquifoliaceae.